This is a messenger RNA of Phyllostomus discolor (pale spear-nosed bat), 2142 nucleotides long. RefSeq names its product sorting nexin 20 (gene SNX20). Gene Ontology annotation, biological process: protein transport. Gene Ontology annotation, cellular component: early endosome membrane. The record is from RefSeq and is a predicted model, not a curated record. Gene Ontology annotation, molecular function: phosphatidylinositol phosphate binding. Bases 135 to 1082 code for a protein of 315 amino acids. The transcript is spliced from 4 exons. NCBI's taxonomy places the organism in Eukaryota, Metazoa, Chordata, Mammalia, Chiroptera, Phyllostomidae.
GGGGAACUGAGGGGAGCCACGGGCUCUCGGCCGCUCCCCAGGAGCCGGGCUGGAGAGCUGGCGGGGGCCAUGUGACGCGACUAGCGGACCCCUGGACACCCUCAGCACAGACGCCUGAGGUCAGAGCCUGCAGCAUGGCCAGCGCCAAGCACCCUGGGAGCCCCGGAUGGACAGGACGUACGGCCCGGAGCCCGGCAGGGGCCAAGCAGGAAGCAACAGCCGCUGGCCCAGACCUCCCCUCUCCAGGACCUGAAGGGGACUCAGACGGCGAUGGCAGCCCGAGCCCCAACUCCAGCAUGACCACGCGGGAGCUGCAGGAGUACUGGAGGAACGAGAAGGGCUGCUGGAAGCCCGUCAAGCUGCUCUUCGAGAUCGCCUCGGCCCGCAUCGAGGAGAGAAAGUUCUGCAAGUUUGUGAUGUACCAGGUCGUGGUCAUCCAGACCGGGAGCUUCGACAGCGACAAAGCCGUCCUGGGGCGGCGCUACUCGGACUUCCAGGCGCUCCAGAAAAGCCUCCUCAAGACCUUCCCGGAGGAGAUCGAAGACGUGCCCUUCCCCCGGAAGCACCUGGUGGGGAACUUCACGCAGGAGAUGAUCCUGGAGCGCAAGCUGGCCUUCAAGGAGUACCUGAGCCUGCUCUACUCCAUCCGCUGCGUGCGCAGGUCCCGCGAGUUCAUCGACUUCCUGACGCGGCCCGAGCUGAAGGAGGCCUUCGGCUGCCUGCGGGCCGGCCAGUACACCAAGGCCCUGGACAUCCUGCUGCACGUGGUGCCCCUGCAGCAGAAGCUGACGGGGCACUGGCCCGUGGCCGUGGUGCCCGCCCUCUGCGCCAUGCUGGUGUGCCACCGGGAGCUCGAGCGCCCCCUGGAGGCCUUUGCGGCCGGCGAGCGGGCCCUGGAGCGCCUGCACGCCCGGGAGGGGCACCGCUACUACGCGCCGCUGCUGGAGGCCAUGAUCCGCCUGGCCUACGCGCUGGGCAAGGACUUCGUGUCGCUGCAGGAGAGACUGGAGGACUGCCAGCUCCGGAGGCCCACCGCCCGGGGCUUCACCCUGAAGGAACUGGCCGUGCGGGAAUAUCUGUGACGUGCGGCUCUGGCAAGACUGCUGCGGAUCUGAGACCACCGUGUGCGGCGCCUUUGGAUGGGGGGAGAGCCACGUGGGGCCGCUGGGGGCUCGAACCUGCUGGGUGCCCUUGGGCAAGCCCCUCCUCCGGUCCUCCACUUCCCCAUCUGUGUCGAACUGAGGUUCUCCCGGACGUCCUUAGCAGCCUCGGCUGCGUGUGUCCUGUGUCCCUUAGGCGGCAGGCUCACUUUAUCUCAAAACCACCAGCCCGGCGGGGGAGGGUGGGGGCCCCCGGGACAGGAGGCUCCGCCUCCCGGAUGGUCCUGUAGGUAGUCGCAGCGGACGUAUCAGCUGCACGCGGCGGGGGCAGCGUCACCCAUUUCUGCUCCUCCUGCGUCUUUUCUGUGUCUCCUUCCCUCUCCAAGCUGCUACCUCGGCAAAUGGCAAACAUUCCCACCCAUUUUCCUAAGCAUUCUGGUCUUCCUUCUUAGUGUCUGGGCCCAGUUCAGCAAACACAAGGUGGAUUGAAUGCUCAGCACCUCCCCAUCCGAGGCACAACGUUCUUGGAGGUUCUCUCGCGGAUUGGCGUGACCCCCACUGAAGUCUGCUGCCAGAAAAGGACACCAAGGGCCCCAAAGUGGAGCGGAGUGUGGACUAAUGACCUGGGUUCGACACUGGACCUGAAGCGGAUGGCACAGCUCAUGUGGGCCCAGGACGUGUCUGAGGCUGGAGCUUCCUGAGGCUCUAAACCGUCUGGCUGAGCUUAGCAGGGCAAGCUACGGAGGAUGGGACCCAGGAGCCUUCAUGUGGGGCGCCGCGCUGGCCUGGGCAGGAAGCUGGCUCUGCAAAGGGGUCCCCAAGCCGUGGACCAGCAUUCGCUGAGCCGCACCAGAAGGCGCUUCAACAGCGACACCAUGAGGCGACGCCUGCCAUGGCCCCUCCAGGCUCUGUCCGGAAGGCAAGAACCUCGCUGAUACCUUGGAGCAAGGGAAGCCUUCACGCCUCUCUACCUGCUCCAGGGGAGGAGGGGCACUUCGGGUGGGGAGACACUGGGCUUCUUGAAAAUUAAAGCGUUAGAGGC